AUGCAAGACGAUGAUGACAAUUUACAACUGUUAACCAAUAGAGGUGAUAUUGCUGGUCGUGCAAAGCAACCGUUGCAGCCUCAAUCCACUACUUCAGCCACAUCUGCUAAUAAAGGCACUUUAGGCCGAGGCCUAUCGAAGCCAUUUUCAUCGACAAAAAAGUACAAACAACGACAGUCCUUCAACGUAAAAGAGUACUUGAAAAAUCUAUUCAGUAAAAAUCAGACCGCUUCAGGCACAGCUGGUGAAAAUGGUGAGCGCAUCAUUCAUAUCAACAAUAAUCAUCUCAAUGAUGAGCAAAAGUUUUUGCACAACCGUGUUUUCACUGCAAAAUAUACCGUCAUUACAUUUUUGCCAAAAUUUCUGUACGAAGAAUUCUCAAAAUAUGCCAAUCUCUUCUUUUUAUUUAUUUCUGGUAUACAGCAAAUUCCUGGCAUUUCACCGACUUCGAGAUAUACAACACUUGUGCCGCUUGUCAUUGUAUUACUUAUCACCGCCGUAAAAGAAGUGAUUGAGGAUUGGGGUGUUCAUCGUUCAGAUGCAGAAUUGAAUGCUCGAAAAUGUAAAGUACUGGUGGGCUCGCAGUUUGUCGAAAAGACUUGGCGUGAUGUUAAAGUGGGAGACAUAUUACGUGUUGAAAGUGGAGAGAAUUUUCCUGCAGAUUUGAUUUUGGUGAGCAGCUCUGAGCCAGAGGGCUUGUGUUAUAUAGAAACAAGCAAUUUGGAUGGUGAAGUGAAUUUAAAAAUCAAACAGGCUCUGCCACAAACAGCAACCAUUUUGGAUCCAGUGGCUAUGAGUCGCUUAGAAGGCGUCAUUAAAUCAGAGCAACCCAAUAAUCGCCUGUAUAAUUAUGACGGCGUCCUUUCGGCAAGCACUUCCUUUUCGGAUGAAAACAAUCAUGUUGCAGGAAAGAUCAAAGAAUAUGCAUUGGAUCCUACACAACUUUUGUUACGUGGCGCGCAGCUACGCAACACCUUGUGGAUUUAUGGUAUCGUUGUCUUUACAGGUCACGAAACAAAGCUCAUGCUGAACUCUAGCAAAAAACCUUCCAAAGUAUCCAAUGUUACGCGUAUCACAAACCGUAAUAUCUUGUAUUUAUUUGCUAUUCUCGUCGUGAUGAGCGUUGCAUGUUCUAUCGGCGGUCUAGUGUUUUCAAUUACAAAAAGUGGUUACGUAGAUGGAUACUUACAGCUAGAAGCGCAAAAUUCCCGAGCACAAGCAUUCGGCUACGAUAUCCUUACCUUUCUCAUUUUGUUCAACAGUUUCAUCCCUAUCAGUUUAAUGGUCACUAUGGAAAUUGUUAAAUUUGUUCAGUCUUAUCUGAUUCAAUCCGACCUGGAUAUGUAUUACGAUAAAACAGAUACGCCAGCAGUAGCACGCAGUAGUAGUUUGAUUGAAGAACUAGGACAGGUGAAAUUUGUAUUCUCGGAUAAAACAGGUACGCUUACCUGUAAUGAAAUGCAGUUUAGAGAAUGUUCUAUUGCUGGGAUUUCUUAUGCCGAGAAAGUGGAUGCCGAUAAGCAAGCUCGCGAUGGCGUGGAUGAUCCCACCUUACAAUACAACUUUACCCAACUCAAGGAACACCUCACAUCACAUCCAACGGCCAAUGUGAUCAAUGAGUUUUUAACACUGCUGGCCACUUGCCACACAGUCAUUCCAGAGGCUCAAGAAGGCACAGACGAAAAAAAGUACCAGGCUUCCUCACCAGACGAAGGUGCUCUUGUGAAAGGUGCUAGUGAUUUAGCCUUUAAGUUCCAUACACGAAAACCAAAUUCAAUUGCUUGCUCACAAUUAGGUGUGGAAUAUGAAUACCAAGUGUUGAACGUUUGCGAGUUCAAUUCAACGCGUAAACGGAUGUCAGCGAUUAUCCGUGCACCUGAUGGCAAAAUAAAACUUUAUUGCAAAGGCGCAGAUACCGUGAUUUUGGAACGGCUUGCAGAGAAUAAUCCUUUUGUGGAAAAUACAUUACUUCAUUUGGAAGAUUUCGCUUCCGAAGGGCUUCGUACAUUAUGUAUCGCUAUGAGAGAAAUCCCUGAAGAUGAAUAUGCUCGUUGGUCUCAGAUCUACGACAGGGCAGCCACUACCCUUGUGAAUCGUGCAGAUGAACUGGAUAAGGCUGCUGAAAUGAUCGAGCAAAAUCUGUUCUUGCUUGGUGCAACAGCCAUCGAAGACAAGCUACAAGACGGUGUGCCUGACACAAUUCAAACGCUACAAGAAGCAGGUAUCAACGUCUGGGUUUUAACUGGAGAUCGACAAGAAACAGCCAUUAACAUUGGGUAUUCCUGUAAAUUACUAAAUGAGGAAAUGAGCUUAAUUAUAUGUAACGUGGAGAGUCAUUGGGAAACAAAGAUCUUUCUUGAAUCAAAAUUAAAAGAUGUAACAAGCGCUAUGGAAAAAGGAGAAGAGUUAGAGCCAUUGGCAUUCAUUAUUGAUGGCAAAGCACUAACAUUUGCUUUAGAAAAAGAUAUAGAAAAGCUCUUAUUUGAUUUAACAGUGUUAUGUAAGGCAGUGAUCUGCUGCCGAGUCUCCCCGUUACAAAAAGCUCUUGUCGUCAAAUUGGUUAAAAAAUAUGACAAAUCCAUUCUUUUGGCCAUUGGAGAUGGUGCUAAUGAUGUUUCUAUGAUUCAAGCGGCGCACGUUGGAGUAGGUAUCAGCGGUGUGGAAGGUCUCCAAGCGGCUCGAAGUGCUGAUUUUGCUAUCUCUCAGUUCCGUUACUUGAAAAAGUUGCUACUGGUACACGGUGCAUGGGCUUAUCAGAGGUUGAGUAAGAUGAUCUUUUACUACUUUUACAAGAAUGUCGCGAUGUAUUUGACGCAAUUUUGGUACGCGUUUUAUAAUGGUUUCUCAGGCUCAACUUUGUAUGAAUCAUGGACAAUGUCAUGCUUUAAUGUCAUAUUCACUUUCUUACCACCAUUAUGCAUUGGUAUAUUUGACCAAUUUGUUACAGCAAGAAUGCUUGACAAAUAUCCUCAAAUGUAUAUGCUUGGACAGAAAAAUGAAUUUUUCAAUCAAAAAAAAUUCUGGGGUUGGUUUGGCAAUGCAGUGUUUCAUUCUUUGGUUUUAUUCUUUUUGGGUGUAGGAAUGCUCAGUACAGAUGGCGUCUUCUCCAAUGGGAUAGUCGGUGGGCAGUGGUGGGCAGGUACCGCUGUUUUCACUGCUGUUUUAGGUUGCAUUCUUUGGAAAGGUGCUUUGAUCACAGAUGUGUGGACAAAGUAUGCUUUUAUUGCUAUUCCAGGAUCGAUGAUAAUUUGGUUUAUCUAUUUGCCUGUCGUCGCUUUUAUAGGGCCCGCUAUCUCUGUUGAUAUCUUUCCCGAAUAUUAUGGCAUUGUACCUGCUCUCUGGGGCAAUGUGAAUUUCUGGUUGUUCGUAUUGCUGGUACCAUUCGUUUGCAAUCUGAGAGAUUUUGUUUGGAAAUAUUUGAAGAGAAUGUAUCGCCCGCUUUCGUACCAUUAUGUACAAGAAAUACAAAAGUACAAUUUACCAGAUUAUAGACCCCGUAUGGAUCGUUUCAGACAAGCCGUGAACAAAGUGCGUCGUAUCCAGCGUCUAAAAAGAAACCGUGGUUACGCCUUUUCACAGAAUGACAGUGACCAGGCAAAGCUGAUUCGCGUCUAUGAUACCACUCAGCAAAAGCCAUUAGGUUAG
Molecule: messenger RNA, 3645 nt
Organism: Mycotypha africana
Lineage: Eukaryota; Fungi; Mucoromycota; Mucoromycetes; Mucorales; Mycotyphaceae
Exons: 11
Coding region: 1-3645 (1214 amino acids)
Biological process (GO): endocytic recycling; phospholipid translocation; intracellular protein transport
Cellular component (GO): plasma membrane
Molecular function (GO): ATPase-coupled intramembrane lipid carrier activity; magnesium ion binding; ATP binding
Source: RefSeq, a predicted model, not a curated record